AUGCCACUCAUCAUCGUCACAGGCCUCCCGUCCUCGGGCAAGUCCACGCGCGCAAAGCAGCUCUACGACUACCUGGCCCAGCGCAUCGCCCCGGCCGACUCUUCCACUCCCGCAAAAUACCGCCUGCAUCUGAUAUCCGACGACUCCCUCUCCAUCUCUCGCACCGUGUACGACCUCUCCCCUUCCAAAGUCCCCGCCCACACCCGCUCCGCCAAUGCCUCUGAAAAGGACGCCCGCGCCGCCCUCUACGGCGCCGUCAAGCGCGUCCUUUCCGACCGGGACUUUGUCAUCCUCGAUGGCUUGAACUACAUAAAGGGCUGGCGGUACCAGCUGCAUUGCGAGGCCAAGGCCAUGCGCACCCCCAACUGCGUCCUGCAAAUCGGAUGCACCCCUGACAGGGCCCGUGGGGUCAACCAGGAGCGCCUGCGGAAGCUGCAACAACCUGGCGCCGAGAGGCAAGAUGACGACGUGAUACAAGAGGGUGACACUACAGAGGCCUACGAGCCGGGAAACUGGGACAAUCUUGUCUUCCGCUACGAGGAACCCAACCCCAUGACGCGAUGGGACAGCCCCCUAUUCACAAUCAUAUGGGAAGACGACGAGGCCCAGACGCGCAAGACGUUUGACUCGCUAUGGGACACCAUGGCUGGCGAUGCGAAGCCCGUGGUGCGACCAAACCAGUCCACCGAGCGCCGCGGUCGGGAUGCGGGCGGCGACUACCUCUACAUCCUCGAGCGAGAGACGCAGGACAUCGUCAAGAGGAUACUCGACCAGCAAGCCGCCGACGGCAGCAGUGGAGAGGUCGCCGUACCGCUGAGCGCGCCGGGGAAACCGGACCUGAUCAUCGAGCUGCCGCCGGGCAAGAAGUUGGGCGUGCCGCAGCUCCAACGCCUGCGGAGAGCCUUUGUAGCUCUGAACCGCGGUGGAAUUGGUCUCGACUCGGUGGCCAACAUGGCGGCGGACGGCCUGAGGGAGACGUUUGUGAAGUAUCUCAACGAUGCGUUUGAAAAUGACGAAUAA
Messenger RNA from Purpureocillium lilacinum, 1020 nucleotides. RefSeq lists its product as uncharacterized. Gene Ontology annotation, biological process: tRNA wobble uridine modification. NCBI's taxonomy places the organism in Eukaryota, Fungi, Ascomycota, Sordariomycetes, Hypocreales, Ophiocordycipitaceae. The record is from RefSeq and is a predicted model, not a curated record.